Chenopodium quinoa (quinoa) is the source of this 1263-nucleotide messenger RNA. RefSeq names its product transcription repressor MYB6-like. The coding region runs from base 196 to 1170 and encodes 324 amino acids. Lineage: Eukaryota; Viridiplantae; Streptophyta; Magnoliopsida; Caryophyllales; Amaranthaceae. The record is from RefSeq and is a predicted model, not a curated record. The transcript has 3 exons.
AUGGUUGGAUUAAUGUUAAGUCAAUUGACCCACCACAAAUAUUUUUCCUAUACACCAUUCAUCCCUUACCCAACAUUUAUAUUCUCUUAAAACACCCUUUAUUCUCUAUCUCUAGAAACUCACUAGAAAAGAUAGGGUUAUUAGUACUUAAUUAGAAGAAAAAACUAGCUUAAUUAGUUAGAGAAGGAAGAAAAUAUGGGUAGAUCUCCAUGUUGUGAGAAAGAACACACGAACAAAGGUGCAUGGACUAAGGAAGAAGAUGAGCGUCUCAUGAAUUAUAUCAAAGCUAAUGGUGAAGGUUGUUGGAGGUCACUUCCGAAAGCUGCUGGUUUACAAAGAUGUGGAAAGAGUUGUCGAUUAAGAUGGAUAAACUAUCUUAGACCAGAUCUUAAGAGAGGAAAUUUCACUGAAGAAGAAGAUGAACUCAUAAUUAACCUUCAUAGCUUGCUUGGGAACAAGUGGUCUUUAAUUGCUGCAAAAUUACCAGGAAGAACAGAUAAUGAGAUCAAGAACUAUUGGAACACCCACAUCAAAAGAAAGCUUCUAAAUCGCGGAAUCGACCCACAAACUCACCGUACACUUAAUUCCACCACUACGACUACAGCCGCCACAGCCAACAACAAUACCAACACAGGUCCUACAACAAAGAACGUUGUAAGCAAUAAUAAUUGCUACAACAAAAAUAAGAUGAAUAACAACAAUAGUUUCCAAUUGAUCAAUGUACAAGGUUCAACGUUACAUUUUGGCCUAGGAUCAAAUCUCGAGUACGAGUUUACAACAAGUAGUAACGAUGGAAAAUACUAUUGCACUACUUUUCCUAUUAGUAGAACGUUCAACAAUGUUAGUGAACAUUCUAAUAAUAGUAGUAGUAAGAGUGUUGUGACCAUGGAAGAAGGUUACAAAGAAAUUAACCUCGAAUUAUCGAUUAGCCUUCCUACCACCCCCAAGAUUAAUUCGGCUAGUCAUGAAAUCACGACGAGCCAACAACAACGACAACAACAAUACACGACAACGUAUCAAGUUAUUGGGACGGCCACCAGUAUGCCCGUUUUUACUAAAAAAGGAAGUGUAUGUUUGUGUUACAAUUUAGGGUUUCAAAAUAAAGGUAACCAACAGUGUCACUGUGCUAUGACAAUUGGCUACUACAACUGCAACAGCAGCAAUGUGUAAUAGUGGUCAAAUAUGAAUCAACUUCAAGAAUUAUUACACAAACUUAAGAACUUUUUAUUACUUCAUCUAUGAUAAUGUGGCUUAAGUACUAUU